AGCAGCCGGGCUUUGUGCAGCACCCCAGAGCUGCUCUGGAACAGCCUCCCUUCCUCUGCCUCCUGCCAUGGCCCUGGGAUUCACAGUCCUGCUCCUGCUGGGGACGCUGGGCACAGCUGGCAGGGCGCAGCCCGUGCUGAGCCAGCCGCGCUCCGUGUUCGUGCAGCCCGGGCAGAGCGCUCGGCUCUUCUGCACCCUGAGCCCGCAGUACAACAUCAGCCACUUCGGCAUCUCCUGGUACCAGCAGCGCCCAGGGCACUCCCUCAGGUAUCUGCUCUACUACAACUCCGAGCGGGACAAGCACAAGCCUGCCAAGACUCCCGAGCGCUUCUCGGCCAGCAAAGACCUCGCCAGCAACGCCUGCAUCCUCACCAUCGCCGCCGCCUGCCAGGACGACAACGGCACCUACUACUGCGCCCUGUCCCCUGCCCUCAGGUGGCUCUAGAGAGGCUCCUGAAGCUUUCCGUGCUUCCCCUGGCCACCCUCUCUCAGCAGGGAGAGCAGCAGCCCUGGGAGGGAUGGGAAAAAUCCAUCUUUGCAUGCUUGAGCAGCCCCGGCAGCGCUGCCUCGUGCUGGGCAGUGCAGCAAACUCCUCUUUGUCCCUCACGGGGCAUCAGACAGGCGGGCACGGGCACAGAGCAGCCGCCUGCUGCAGCGGGGGGAUGAGGGCUCAGCUGUCCUGGGCUCUUCCAGCACCUGGCACGAGGCAGCCUCGACCCGGCUGGGGCUUCCGCAGAGUUUAAAUAAAGGUGAUAAAGGUGA
Onychostruthus taczanowskii (white-rumped snowfinch) is the source of this 762-nucleotide messenger RNA. RefSeq names its product V-set pre-B cell surrogate light chain 3 (gene VPREB3). NCBI's taxonomy places the organism in Eukaryota, Metazoa, Chordata, Aves, Passeriformes, Passeridae. The transcript has 2 exons. The record is from RefSeq and is a predicted model, not a curated record. Bases 68 to 445 code for a protein of 125 amino acids.